Eucalyptus grandis is the source of this 1952-nucleotide messenger RNA. RefSeq names its product UDP-glucuronate 4-epimerase 1. The record is from RefSeq and is a predicted model, not a curated record. NCBI's taxonomy places the organism in Eukaryota, Viridiplantae, Streptophyta, Magnoliopsida, Myrtales, Myrtaceae. The transcript has a single exon. Bases 299 to 1597 code for a protein of 432 amino acids.
UUCUCUCACUCCUUUUCCUUUAGCAGGUGCAGAAAAAAAAAUAAGUUUUUUUUAUUUUUUCCAUCUCAUCUGCAUCUGUUUUCAUUUCCUCCUCCUCCUCCUCCCAUCCGUCAAUCAAGAAAACUACCACCAAUCUUCUCUGGCCGUAGACCCAACGAAAGGGGAAGGAAAAUCAAGAAACGAGAUCUACCCAUUUGAGGAGGAAACCGCCAUCGCAGGAAAGAAAGAUCAAGAUCGAAUCUUGACAUCCAGGGAAGGGAAAAACCCGGAUCGAGAUCGAGCCAGCGCGGAGAGAAGAAUGCCGUCGUUGCAGGAUGAGCUGUUGCCGUCGACCCCGGGGAAGUUCAAGAUCGAGCACCGCGGGCACGCCGUGAACCGCCAGUUCCACCGCUGCUUCGCCUCCACCAGCACCCUCUUCCUGUGGGCCCUCUUCCUGGUCGCCCUCACCGCCUCGUACCUGAGCUUCCAGAGCUUCAUCGACUCCGGCAACCGCUACUUCACCGCCUCGUGGGGCGGCAUCCAGUGGGAGAAGCGCGUGCGCGACUCCGCCCAGGUGCACCGCCCCGACGGGCUGUCCGUCCUCGUGACCGGCGCCGCCGGGUUCGUGGGCACCCACGUCUCCCUCGCCCUCAAGAAGCGCGGCGACGGCGUCGUGGGGCUCGACAACUUCAACAGCUACUACGACCCGUCCCUCAAGAAGGCCCGCAAGGCCCUCCUCCAGGGCCACGGCGUGUUCAUCGUGGAGGGCGACGUCAACGACGCCCGCCUCCUCGCCAAGCUCUUCGACGUCGUCGCCUUCACCCACGUGAUGCACCUCGCCGCGCAGGCCGGCGUCCGCUACGCCAUGGAGAACCCCCAGUCGUACGUCCACAGCAACGUCGCCGGCCUCGUCGCCCUCCUCGAGGCCUGCAAGACCGCCAACCCCCAGCCCGCCGUCGUCUGGGCCUCCUCCUCCUCCGUCUACGGCCUCAACGAGAAGACGCCCUUCUCGGAGGCCGACCGCACCGACCGCCCCGCCAGCCUCUACGCCGCCACCAAGAAGGCCGGCGAGGCCAUCACCCACACCUACAACCACAUCUACGGCCUCUCCAUCACCGGCCUCCGCUUCUUCACCGUCUACGGCCCCUGGGGCCGCCCCGACAUGGCCUACUUCUCCUUCACCCGCAACAUCCUCCAGGGCAAGCCCAUCACCAUCUACCGGGGCAAGAACCGGGUCGACCUCGCCCGCGACUUCACCUACAUCGACGACAUCGUCAAGGGCUGCGUCGGCUCCCUCGACACCGCCGGCAAGAGCACCGGCUCCGGCGGCAAGAAGGCCGGCCCCGCCCCCUACCGCAUCUUCAACCUCGGCAACACCUCCCCGGUCACGGUGCCGACCCUGGUCAGCAUCCUGGAGCGGCACCUGAAGGUGAAGGCGAAGCGGAAGGUGGUGGACAUGCCCGGCAACGGCGACGUCCCGUUCACGCACGCCAACAUCAGCUCCGCCCAGGGGCAGCUCGGGUACAAGCCCACCACCGAUUUGCAAACCGGGUUGAAGAAGUUCGUCAAGUGGUACUUGUCUUAUUACGGCUACAAUCGCGGCAAAAAUGUAAAUUGAUUUUUUUUUUCUCCUUGAGAUCUUUUUUUCCUUUUUUUGGGACAAUUUUUAUUUAUUUUGGGGGGGAAACUUGCUUGUUGUUGUAAUUUCCUCUGUGGAGAUUUUCUUUUUUUCGCAGUAUAAAAGAAAAUCCGAGAUGGAGGCAAAAAAAGAAGGCCCAAAAAAAAUGGAAAGAGGAAAAAAAAAAGGAAAGAAUGACAAGGUAGGUUCUUUACUUGGGGAGGAGGGGUGGUAGUGAUGCAAAACAGAUUCUGCUGCACUCCCAGUAAAUUUUUGUUGUUGUUGUUGCUUCUGCUUUGUAAAGGAAAAAGAAGUUCCGGAAUUCAAUCAAGGUAUUUGCUUUUUCAUCAGCCAA